GUAUAACAACCAAGCAAAGUGAUAGAAAGUGAAGUCUUACAGAGAAAGCAGGAAGUGUUAUGUAGAACUUAGAUCUUAACUAGAAUGUAUGCUGCAGCUCAGUGGUAGCUGCGGGCCGCAGCUUGAGUGAGAAUAAUAAAAUUGACUUUUUUUUACUACUGAAUAUUUACCCUCAAUUUGCCAAAGGUAUUGAAUUUCACAGAUUCAAAGCGAGUAAGGAUAAGACAUGGUUUGACAUUUUUACUUUGGUCAGGGUGGUGGACACACUGAAUUUCCACGCUUCUCGCAUCCAUAAUAGCUGUAAGCAUAAAGGCAUUCAGAGGCAUUCAUAAGCAUUCAGAGUCUUCCUUCCUGUGUGGUGUUGAGGUCUCUUUUUUAUGAUCGUAAAAUGUAUGUUCUCUCGCUAUGAAUAGGCUCGUAAAUAGGUAUUUAUUUUGUAGACCUCAUUCACAACAUCUUUUUUUGUAAUUUCCUUGUGAGCACAUCUUUUUACUGAGACUGACUUUUUUUUUCUCCCUUCAAGUUAUCUGCAACUGCAGAAGAGAGAGCUGACAGAAGUAAAUUGUACAAAUUAAUGAGUGUAAAAGAACUCCAAGGGCAAACAAAAGGACAGAUUAACUGGCUAUUAUACCUAAAGAAAAUGUUUCAAGACACCAAUUAUGAGAUAACUGAAGAUGAAAAGAUUGCUGUAUUUGCCCUGGAAUAUUUAACAAGUAUGUCAGAUUUGACAUCAGUUACAUCAAAGAGGCUUAUUGCUAACUACAUGAUGUGGCAAGCAGUUGUUCAUUUGGCCCCCUAUUUAAGCGAAGAGUAUCACAGGGCUUUCUACAACUAUCGGAAGGUUGUCACGGGAACCACGGGUGAGACAGACAUCUGGCAAAAAUGCAUUACAGAAAUGAGUCGCUAUGACAAUGAGAUCGGAGAUCCUCUGGGUGUUGUUUUUCUCGAUGAGAAGUUUAACAGAAAAGAUAAGGAAUCGGUAAUGCAAAUGAUCAAUGAUUUGCGGGAAAGCUUUAUUGCCAACCUAGAUAACCUGGACUGGAUGGACACUAGAACAAAGAAAUAUGCAAAGGAAAAGGCUGCUGCAAUCAGACAAAACAUUGGAUAUCCUGAAUAUAUGAAAGAUCCAAGCAGGCUGAGAGACCGAUUCAAGAAUCUCAGGAUAACAAAAGGAUCCUACUUCACUAAUGUGAUAAACAUUCGGGCUUUCUCUGUGAAUGCAAUGAUAAAUGAUCUUCAUAAUGCUGUAGACAAAGGAAGGUGGAUGAUUCACCCACAUACAGUUAAUGCCUUCUAUGAUAGAGUGACUAACAAAAUCAUUUUCCCAGCUGGAAUACUUCAAAUUCCAUUUUACAACAGAAAAUUUCCACGAGCAAUUAGCUAUGGUGGCAUAGGGAUUGUGGUUGCACAUGAAAUAACUCAUGGAUUUGAUAGUAAUGGUAAGUCUUCUAACUUCCUACACCUUUCAAUCACAUGCAAACUCAACUGAACCAGUGGUUGAAUUUCCUGCAACCAUUAAUCAUGUUCACGAGAACAGGCUCAAAGAUCACAUCCGUGGCUUCGAUUGGUAGAUUUUGGUCCACUUUGUCUGCUUUUUGUUUUGUAAUUAUGAUUGAAAGCAACUAAAAAAAGCUCAGCGAGCUCACAAAGGCGAAAUAUUUACUUACCUAAUAAACAUGGAUAGUGCAAAUCACACUUCUACAAUUUAAAUUUAAAUUUUUGUAUAUUAUUUAUACUUUUUAGAUUUUGUAAUUGUAAAUUCUAUGCCUGUAAUUCUUUAUUGACUUUUUUUGAUGCUUUUUAUACUGGUCACCGAUUAAUACCAGUCAAUCUAUAUCUUGGUCGACUGACCGGUCUUUACCAGGAUGAAUAAAGUUAUUAUUAUUAUUAUUAUUAUUAUUAUUUAAAGGGAAAGGUGCAGUAAACUAAAUGGUCCUCUUGUUAAUUUUGUUAUGGUAUUCAGUUGCAGCGAUUGACCUACAUGUAUGAACAGGUCAUCUAAUAUUUAUUAACUGUUUUUGAUGAUUCUGUAAAACGUUUAGUUUGUUAUGGUUUACUCCUUUUGAUGUUACACUGUAUAUUAUUGACGUAAUGCGCUAAAGGCAAGUCAUGUUUCAUCUUUUAAUUUCGCAAGGUUUGGUUGCGAUGGUUAGGCACCCAAUGUCCCCUGCUUGUCUUACAGAUUUUAUAAUAUUUGAAAGGAAGCCCGACCAGCGUUAGCUUGUUUAGCUCCAGUCCUCUUUUCAGGUGGAACUGGAAUUGCCGGUUUUUUGGAAGGGUGGAAAAAGAGAGUACCUGACGAAAGUCCCUUGAGCAAGGUGAGAAUCAACAGGAAAGACAACCCUCAUGUGGCACAUGGUCAGAAUCGGGAGUUGUUUUAAGAUGUUACGAUAUCUUGUUGAAACUGUUGUGGUGCCUGGUGAUCACAGGAUUAUUUUGACAGUUAACUUUAGGUGAGCUGAUUGUGGUGGUGGCGUGUUAGGGAUAAUGCAACCAUCUGGGUUUGCUACAAAACACGAUCUCUUGUUGGCCCAAUUGGUGCUGUGGGCUGAAGAAAGCAUGAUGGCAAUCCAUAUUGUUAACCAGCCACCACCAGCACACCUCUGUUGUGGCUUUGUCAGCUGAAAACAGUACUUUGGAAAGUAAAACGUCACAGCUGCAUACAACUUGCACAUAAGAAGAAAGGCAAAAAAUGAAACUGAUAGUGUUAAAAUUACGACCCAGAGGCCGUCAACCUGACUAGUACCCAGAAGAACAAACUGGUUUGUGUUGAAGAUUAUUUUUGAUAGAUAUUCUGAUCACAUCUUACCUUGAAA
Messenger RNA from Orbicella faveolata, 2816 nucleotides. RefSeq names its product endothelin-converting enzyme homolog. Gene Ontology annotation, biological process: protein processing. Lineage: Eukaryota; Metazoa; Cnidaria; Anthozoa; Scleractinia; Merulinidae. The record is from RefSeq and is a predicted model, not a curated record. Gene Ontology annotation, cellular component: plasma membrane. Gene Ontology annotation, molecular function: metalloendopeptidase activity.